Eruca vesicaria subsp. sativa (arugula) is the source of this 372-nucleotide messenger RNA. The record is from the annotation of a GenBank genome assembly. Lineage: Eukaryota; Viridiplantae; Streptophyta; Magnoliopsida; Brassicales; Brassicaceae.
AUGGAGAUUAUGGCUCUGAUUGGUAUGUUGGCUGUGGAGACUUUACAACAUCUUAAAGUCCUUAAAGUUAUUUUAAUGCCAAUCAUAAUCUACGAUUUGUGGAGAUUACUGGCUAGAAGGUUACAACUUAUACCUCGAAGAGACUGGCAAGAUACUUUGGACCAGAAGAUCUCCCUUGCCCUUCCAGAACCGCAGAGAAACCUAACUUUCCUAGCUUGGCAAUCAUCCUUGUAUUGGCUUUGGAGUGAACGAAACGGUCACUUGCAUGCUAACACUUUCUGGUCAGUUGAACAGAUCUUCAGACUGCUCGACAGACAAAGAACAAGAUUCAGAGUUUCAGAGAAACUAAUUCGACCAGAUCUUCGACCAUGA